AUGGCCUCGAACGGUUUCACGCCGCCGACACACCCUCGCGCAUGGAAGCCUCAUCGAGAAUCAUCACUAAUGCAGUUUCAUCGUCAGCCUCGUCCGUACCCUCCUCAAGGUCCCGGCUCGUACCUGCAGAAUGGCAAUGCCGGUCCUGUGCCAGGCGCUCGACCUCUUCUACCAGAUAACGGUCGAAUCAUCCAAGCCGGUCCAACCAGAGUUCUCUGCAUAGCUGAUGUUCGAGGCAACUUGCGCUCUCUCAAUGACCUUGCAAAGACCGCAAACGCCGACUACAUCCUUCACACUGGAGACUUCGGUUUCUACGACAAUACCUCAUUGGAGAGAAUAGCCGACAAGACUCUGAAGCAUGUCGCGCAGUAUUCUCCCCUCAUCUCUGACCAAGUCAAGCGUCAAAUCAAUCAGCCAAACCAAGGUCCAGGCUCGAAACCAAUCAAGACCACCUUCUCGCCUGACCAGCUACCUUUGUCCGAGCUGCCACAACUACUGAACAAGACAUUCACACUCGAUGUUCCCGUGUACACCGUAUGGGGUGCUUGCGAGGACGUCAGAGUACUUGAGCGCUUCAGAUCAGGCGAGUACAAGGUCGACAACCUGCACAUCAUCGAUGAGGUCAACUCGCGAUUGCUGGAGGUUGGUGGCGUCAAAUUGCGGCUGCUGGGUCUGGGUGGCGCUGUCGUUAUACACAAGCUAUUCGACAAUGGAGAGGGCAAGACGUACAUUGCCGGUGGUCAGGGCACCAUGUGGACGACACUGCUGCAGAUCGGCGCUCUGAUUGAUACUGCCAACCGUGUCUACGACCCAUCAGAGACCCGCAUCUUCCUCACACACGCCUCGCCCGCACGUGAUGGCAUACUUAACCAGCUGUCGGUCACACUCAAGGCCGACUUCUCCAUCUCUGCUGGUCUGCACUUCCGAUAUGGGUCAUCUUACAACGAGUUCAGUGUCAAUCCUUCCCUUGACCACUACCGAGGCAAGCUAGCCGCCUCCAAGGCAUCCUUCAACGAUGUAUGGGAGACUGUCCGCCAGGACGUCGAGGCUGCUAUCGAGACCAACCUCAGUCACAAAGCACUUCUCAAUCAGGCCAUCGAGAUCAUCGAGAAGAUGCCACAAUCCGCGAAUAGCGGAAAUCCAUUUGGCGGUGGCCCGGUUGGUGGCAAUGCUGGUGCCGGCCAAGUUGAUGAGUCAGCGUUCAAGAACAUGUGGAACUUCAACCUGGCUGAUGCGGCGUUCGGCUACUUGGUCCUGGAGGUUGAUUCCGGCUUCAACUUCGCCCACCGUGGAGGCAAGCCAACUCAGCCAGUCCCACAACAGCCUGCCGCUCCACCUGCUGCAGUUGCCAAUGCACCUCCCACUGGUCCUGCUCAAGGUCGUCCACAGUUCACCGCACCGACUCAGCCAUUCCCGCAAGCUGCUCGCAAUCAGCAGCCGCGCGCAGGACCUCAGGGGGCCCCCCAGCCUGGUGCAAAGAACCCGACCCCUCCUACAACCCGCUCUCCUGCUCCGCCGGUGACACAGGCCAAGCCUAUGACACCCCAGCCGUCAGCCACUGCAGUUCCGACUACCAGUACGCCUGCCACCAACGGUCAUGGCGACAAGGCUGCUGCUGAGAAGAAGCCCACACCAUCCCCAGCUUUCGAGCGCAAACCUCCUACAGCUCUUUUCACCUUUGGCGAGACUGAAGAGCAGGUCAAGGAAUUCAUUCCAGAGCCCCACAAGAGCAAGAUACAAUCUUUCUCUCGCGCCGGCAAUAAGUUCCACAACGGAUGGAAGAUCCAAUACGAGUCUGCGGAAGACGCCAACGCUGCUCUAAAGGCCAUUCAGGAAGAGAACAAGAACCGACCGAAGGAUGCAACCCCUAAGCCUCCGAGGUUCUCUCACUACAUGGACAAGAGUGAACAUUACAACCGCGACUCGCCCAUCACUGGCCGAGGUGGAGGUCAAGCAGGUGUAACUCCUCGUCCAGGAUAUCAGAGCGGUGCUAGCGACUCCGAAGGCGGUUCCCGAGGUCGUGGCGGCUUCCGCGGUGGACGUGGACGCGGCGGAAGAGAAGAUCGAGGUGGUCGAGGUGGACGUGGUGGUCGGGGCGGGCUCCAAGGCAAAUCUGACGCCGACAAGCCUUCAACUGAGUCCAAGCCCGCUACCGAGCCAAAGCCUGCAGAUUCUUAG
This is a messenger RNA of Cyphellophora attinorum, 2178 nucleotides long. RefSeq lists its product as uncharacterized. The coding region runs from base 1 to 2178 and encodes 725 amino acids. The transcript is spliced from 4 exons. NCBI's taxonomy places the organism in Eukaryota, Fungi, Ascomycota, Eurotiomycetes, Chaetothyriales, Cyphellophoraceae. The record is from RefSeq and is a predicted model, not a curated record.